Molecule: messenger RNA, 405 nt
Organism: Peronospora matthiolae
Lineage: Eukaryota; Oomycota; Peronosporomycetes; Peronosporales; Peronosporaceae
Source: the annotation of a GenBank genome assembly
AUGUCGAGACGUGUGCCUCGAGCAGAGCUGCCGUUGGAGGAUGGCGACGACGUGGACGAGUUCAUGCGUCAGGAGGCUGCGUACCGAAAGGAAUUUGAGCCUGUCGCGCCUUGGAAACGCGACAACAUUCCUGACUACGGACCGCUGCAGGAGCAUCAUCACGUGCUCAUCUUUGGUGUCGUGGGUGCUGCGUGCACGAUUUUCUACGAAUGCACCGACUAUUUCAGCGAGAUCCACCGGUUAGUGGCGUACGUGGCAAUCUGGUGCCCGCUGUGGUUCCGUCUGCUUGGUCGUGUGUCUCCCGCACCGACGGACGAGGAGCUGGAUGCCAGAGAACGACGCGAGUUUGAGAGGAACCUGCAGAGAAUCGCAGACGAAAAGGACAAGGUCGACGAGGAUAGUUGA